AUGGCAUCUGAUCCGAAUUUUAUGCCUAUGAAUAUUUAUGCAACUACUGGGCGAAACCGAAGGGAAGAGCGCUGGCGCCAGAAACAGCUUGAGGAAGGAAAAAAGUUGGGGGCAACUGAGCCUGAAUUAGAUGCGGAUGGGAAACAGGUGAAUCCUCAUAUUCCUCAAUUCAUUUCCAAAGCACCAUGGUACAUUGAUGAAGCAGAAGGAAAAGCUUCUUUGCGGCAUCAGCGAUUAAGACAAGAUGAAAGUACAGAGACUGAUUAUAAUACUACGUAUAUUCGUGGUCAACGUGCUGGACCCGCAGCAACAAAAUUCCGCAAGGGAGCCUGUGACAAUUGCGGUGCAAUGUCUCAUAAAACUAAAGAUUGUAUGGAAAGGCCCCGGAAAUUAGGUGCUCGAUGGACAGGCAAAGAUAUACAGGCCGAUGAAGUUAUUUGCGAAGUAAGCAUGACAUGGGACUCAAAGAGAGACCGAUGGAAUGGUUAUGAUCCCCGUGAACACCAGAAAAUAGUCGAGGAAUACGAAAAAGUUGAAAAAGCACAGCAAGAAGCCAGAAGCAGGAACUUGGAAAACUUUUCAGAAGAUGGAUAUAUAGCAAAAGACGACGACAAAUAUGCAGAUGAAGCAGACAUGCCCGGCCAGAAAUUCGAUGCACACAAUCGUAUGAGUACGCGGAAUUUGAGAAUACGAGAAGACACAGCCAAGUAUCUACUGAACCUAAGUGAAACGUCUACUCAUUAUGAUCCAAAAACGAGGUCAAUGAGAGAUGAUCCGAACAAAAUUUCCCGAGAUAACAGGCUAAUGGCCAACAACGAGUUUGAGCGCUCAUCAGGCGAAGCAGCAGAAUUCGAAAAACUGCAGAUUUUUGCAUGGCAGGCGGAGGAAAGAGGCAAAAACAUUCAUCUUCAAGCAAACCCGACUCAGGGCGCACUGUAUCACAAACAGUUCAAAGAAGAAACCCAUGAGGCCAGGAUUAAUGCCAGGAAAAAAAUCCUGGACAAGUAUGGAGGCGAAAAACACUUUAUCGUCCCUCCCAAAGAGCUUCUUUAUGCACAGACCGAGCACUAUGUCGAGUAUUCAAGGGACGGAAAACUCAUCAAGGGCAAGGAAAAACCUGUUUCCCUCUCCCGGUACCCCGAAAACCAGCUUGUCAACAACCACACUCAGAUCUUCGGGUCCUGGUGGCACGACGGCCACUGGGGCUAUGCCUGCUGCCACCAGUAA
Messenger RNA from Pneumocystis jirovecii RU7, 1227 nucleotides. RefSeq names its product mRNA splicing protein SLU7. The record is from RefSeq and is a predicted model, not a curated record. Gene Ontology annotation, cellular component: spliceosomal complex. The transcript is spliced from 4 exons. Gene Ontology annotation, biological process: mRNA splicing, via spliceosome. NCBI's taxonomy places the organism in Eukaryota, Fungi, Ascomycota, Pneumocystomycetes, Pneumocystales, Pneumocystaceae. Gene Ontology annotation, molecular function: pre-mRNA 3'-splice site binding. Bases 1 to 1227 code for a protein of 408 amino acids.